This is a messenger RNA of Letharia columbiana, 756 nucleotides long. RefSeq lists its product as uncharacterized. Bases 1 to 756 code for a protein of 251 amino acids. Lineage: Eukaryota; Fungi; Ascomycota; Lecanoromycetes; Lecanorales; Parmeliaceae. The transcript is spliced from 4 exons. The record is from RefSeq and is a predicted model, not a curated record.
AUGAACCCAGGCGGUGCAGUCUCUCCUUUUCUUUCGAGAUUUCCUUCACUGGGUGACCUCUGUACCUUUUACCCCUACGGCUUGGGAUACGAAUGUCUCCCAGAUGGUCAACUUGUGUUCAGACUACUCCCUUCACUAAUGAUCCGAGGGCCGCCCUCUUCUGCUUACCUCCGGUCACAGUGUCAGUAUUCUCGCCACUGUGUAGAGCUGGGACCAGACGAUCCUGAUCGGACAACGCCGGAGAGGCCGGCUUUUGUUGCGGAUGGGGGGCAGGGUGUCGUGGGGCCCGUCAGCGUUCAACCUUCCGCUCCUCAAUGCACCGCUCCGACAUUCCUUACCCAGGAAGAUUACACUCCGGAUUACGAGCAUAGGUAUUGGUGUGACGAAUUUUGGCUUGGCGAGCCCGCGUAUCAAGACUGCCUUAGAGCCCUAGAUGAAUUUGACAUUCUCGAAGACGAUGAAGAUGAGUCUAGCACUGCCGCUUUUCUGGCCAUCGGCGAAAGGGCAAGUUACAUAGCGCUGUAUGGAGAAGACCCGCUUGGGCAAGAGGGAAUAUAUCAACUUCCCGUAGUGAAAACAAAUGGAUCUUGCUCCAUUGCUGUAGCACGAACGAUAUACACUAGGCAUUUAUUCCAUUCGGAAUACUGGUCGGUGUUGCAGGGAAAUGCAAAUGGUAUGGUAGAACUCUGCGUCAAGACGCAAGGGAUUGGAGGAUGGCACGAAACGAGCUCCGUUGGUUGCACACGUUUAUCAUAA